GUUGUUUACAGAACCAAGAGCGCACAAUCAAAAGAGAUCGAUGAAAAUUGCGCGCGCUACCAGCUAAUACGUCCUCUCUGAAUCGAGCGCUAAAUAAGAAAUUUCCAUGCUGGCCUAGACAGAAUCAGUCUUUACUUUAAUUUACACACCUUAACGUCAUGCCUGCAAAGAACGGUGUCGAUGGGACACUCUACUGCUAUCCCAACAGCUCCAGAGCUCAACUGAUCCAGAUCAGUGCUCAAUACGGCGGCUCUGACGUAAAACUAGCGUCUGACUUCGAGUUUGGUGUUACCAACAAAUCUCCAGCCUUCACAGCUAAAUUCCCAUUCGGACAGGUUCCAGCAUUCGAGUCAUCUGCAGGAUGUCUGAACGAUACCAUGGCCAUCGCCUCUUUCGUUGGAGGUUGUGACCUGAGGGGAGGCGACGAGAUUACCCGGGCCACAAUAACUCAGUUCAUGAACAUGGCAGAGACUAAGCUAUUCCCAGCUGCCUGUCAAGUCCUGUACCCUUGCUGGGGCCUCAUGCCCAACAACAAAAACGUUGUUAACAAAGGCCACGAGAACAUCAAAAAUUUCAUGACCGUCCUGGACCAGCAUCUCCUCAACAGAACUUACCUUGUCGGUGAAUCAGUUACACUCGCUGAUCUUUCUCUUGCGGUGUACAUGAGGGACCUCUACACAAUGAUUUUGGACGAAAACAGACGGAACAGCUACGUGAAUGUCACCCGAUGGUUUACAACUAUCAUGAACCAAGACGAGGUUACCCGAGUCCUGGGACAGACAACACUCUGCGUCAAGCCCGCACAAUUCGAUGCUAAGCUGUUCCAGCAGAACAAUCCCAAGCAGCAGAAGAACGCCGCCCCUAAGAAGGAAGCAGCAAAGAAAGAAGCUCCCAAGAAAGAGGAAGCUGCACCAGCCCCAAAGAAAGAGAGAUCAGCACCAUUCUCCUCUCUACCAGCACCUAAGCUCAACAUGGAUGACUUCAAAAGACAUUACUGGAACGAUCCUAGCGAGGUUAUCCAUAAGUACUUUGACGACACUUUCGUCGAUGGAGAAUGGUCAGUGUGGAAGGUCGAGUAUAAGUACCAGAGUGAGCUUGUCAAGACGACAAAAACCAACAACCUCGUCAAAGGAAUGUUCCAGAGACUGGAAACUAUGAAGAAGUAUGCGUUCGGUCUCAUGUACAUUUUUGGAGACGAAGGAGAUCAGCGUCUUGCUGGAAUCUGGCUUGGACGAGGGGGAGACAACUUUUUCUAUGAAGAUACAAACUGGACAAUUGAUAUCGAAAACUUCAAUUGUACUAAAAUGGACAUGAACAAACCGGACGAAAAGGCACUUUGGACCAAAUUCAUCGACGGAGGCAUGGACGACUGGGAGGGCAAACAAUUCGAGAAGGACCACAUUUUCUAGACAAAUUAAUUAGUUCCUAGAGACAGCGCCCCCCUGCUGCUGAUUUUGAAGUCUUUUAUUUGGGAGAUAAUCGGUGUGUUUUAACGUUAUUUAUUUUUAAUAACCCUGUGGUAAAA
Messenger RNA from Bolinopsis microptera, 1525 nucleotides. Its product is annotated as elongation factor 1-gamma-like. Gene Ontology annotation, molecular function: translation elongation factor activity. Gene Ontology annotation, cellular component: nucleus; cytoplasm. The coding region runs from base 159 to 1409 and encodes 416 amino acids. NCBI's taxonomy places the organism in Eukaryota, Metazoa, Ctenophora, Tentaculata, Lobata, Bolinopsidae. Gene Ontology annotation, biological process: translational elongation. The transcript is spliced from 11 exons. The record is from RefSeq and is a predicted model, not a curated record.